AUGAUUUUCUCUUUGAUUUGUGAAAAUCUUCUUACUCCAUCGAAUUCUAUAUUUCGAAACGCUUACAAAGACAAAUUGAUAGAAGUAUAUGUGAGUGGAUCAUCCUCACAAUAUAUAAAUGGAAGCAAACAGCUUACUAAGCCAGAAUACGCUUUUGAUCAAGUAGAUAAAGUAUAUGACUGGUGCUCCAACUGCGGUCGUUCACAUGAUGAACAUCCAUGGGCAAUUUAUUCCAUCAAAAACAGAGUUAUGCGGAUACAGGGUUAUUACCUUAAAGCAGGAUGUUGUGAUGAUGGCGCCGAAUGCUGUUGCUUUGAUAACUUGUAUUGUUGCGAUUGCUGCUUGUACAGUUGGUCACUUCAGAUUUCAAACGAUAACACAACCUGGAAAACAGUUCACAAGGUCGAGAAAGACUCCGAAAUGAGGAGAUGCAAAGAGAAAAUCUACAAAUUCAGUGAAACAUACACUACAAAGUACGUUCGUCUUAUUCAAGACGAUACUUGCCCAGGCGAUCCACCAUGCAUUGCUCUUAAUAAGAUAGAACUUCUCGGAGUUUUAGAUGGCGAUAAUGGCAUUGUUUUUGAGGAGCAAGAAAACGAAGACGACGAUGUCAGCAUCAUUGGUCACAUUUCAAAGAAUAGAGUUAACUAA
Molecule: messenger RNA, 651 nt
Organism: Trichomonas vaginalis G3
Lineage: Eukaryota; Parabasalia; Trichomonadida; Trichomonadidae
Exons: 1
Coding region: 1-651 (216 amino acids)
Source: RefSeq, a predicted model, not a curated record